AUGGAGACUCCAACUUCGCGCACAUCCUCAAACACCCGGGAAACCACAUCUCAGGUUGAUACUGAUUGUGACCAAAGCUCGCGUGUACAAGACCUAGAGCGUAUCGCCCGGCACUUCCUCGGCCACUCUGGCACUGCUCCUCUGGACGAUUCUGACAUCCGGCACGCCGUCGAGGAGAUUACCAACCUAUCCCGCGAUCGUGGAAAUGACAGUGAGCAGGGAAUUCAAAAUUCUGGGCCUAGUGCUGAAGAGGAAUCUUUUGACACUCGCUUCGUGUCCAAGGUUACAGCUCACUACUCAGGUGAAUUCUCCCACUGGAAUUUUUCGCAAAAGCUUUGGCGGCGGGUCAGUCAACAGUUAGAAAAAUUAGGUUCCAACAACUUGAGCCAGCGAAUUCAGGUCAAGGACUACUGGCGGCCGACCCAGUUACAGUCCCCGGUGAAUGUUAUCUCCCAGGCGAUGGACCAUUUACCACCAUACCAUAUUGCCCAGUUUUUGGUGAAGCUGUUCUUCAAGUACGUUCAACUGAACUGCUUCUUCAUUGAGGAAGAGUGGAUUUUGGCAAAGGUGCAGCACUCUUACUCGGAAGCCCCUGAAUUCUCAGCCAGCGAUGUUUCCUGGGUCUGCAGUCUCUUCGCCGUUCUAGCCAUCGGCACCCAGGUGGCGCACAUGGAGUCUGGGUCCUCCUUGAUUACAGAGUCCGAAGAAGAUCUUACGAUGUGCUCCGAGGACGAUGUAGGCAAAAUCUUCUUCCACACUGCUCAUAGCCUCGUCCCGGAUGUCAUGGCUCUCGCGUCUCAAGAAAGCGUCCAGGCUUGCCUACUACUCGCCAAGUACGCCAUGCCACUGUCAACUGGGGGCCUGUCCUAUAGUUACCUAGGACUUGCCAUGAAUAUGAUCAUCUUGAACGGGAUGCACCGGAAAUACACAGGCAGUGGGUGUGAUGCCAAGACCAUCGAGACAAGAAACAGACUCUUCUGGACCGCUUACACUCUACAACUUUAUAUCAGUGUAAUGCACGGCCGUCCGGUGUCUAUUGCACAAUCUGAUAUUAGUGUCGAACGUCCAGUUGACUUUCCUGGGCUUCGUUCACCUAAUUUUGCUAAUUUAAUUGCCUUUAUCGAGUUUAAUGAUUACCUAGCCGAAUCAUCUGAGGCUUUAAAACAAUUCAGGAAAUGCCCGAGAUCUCUCUUUCCGGAGUACGCCGCGAGGCUGCUCCAGGUUCGUGAUCGGAUCAAGUGCUGGUGGGAGAGCCAGGCACGCAGUAAUAUUGAAUUCCAAUAUUCAGACCACAACGCACCGUCGUUCCGGGCAUUCGCCCGUCUCAAGCUUUGUUACCUGCUUCUCUACAUCUACAUUGGGCGGCCUUUCCUUUUCUUGGACGAAUCUCAUCUACAACCUCCUACAGUUGACGCAAACUCGACACGCCAGCAGCGUUCGGCGAGCGUCACGGGCAUAUCAAGCCUAGCGGAUGGCUGUGUCCAUGGCGCCACACAGAUCAUUGAUCUCCUGCAGUCUCUUUCCGAGAGUGUCGGCCUGUCUCGAGCUUCCUACACCGAGUUCAGCUCAUGUCGAGCAUCUCUACUGGUACUCCUGACGGAAUGGCUUCGCUCGGGAGAACGCAAAAAGGUGGCAGCCGCCCUCGACCGUGGCAUGAAUCUUAUCCACCAAAUGACGGGUGGGAACUCGAACAAGUCUGAGGUGUCCUUGAUCGAGUAUCUUGAACGUGCAAUCAAAUACAUCUCGGCGGCACAUCCAGAUCAAGACCUACCCAGCAACCGUCCUUCAGCAGUCCGAGAACUAGAGAGCGCGUAUUCAAGCUUCAAAAACUGGGCACAGUUGAAAAGGUCUGAAAGUGCGGCAGGGAACGACCCACACACCUCUUCGCUUGGUCCCCGGCUGAUGAGUCCUUCAAAUUCACAAAGUGAUUUGAUUGAUGCUGCCGAUUUAUUCAACACGGCUUGGUCUUUUAGCGAUGACGAUGGCAGUCUGGAUCCCUUCCUUUUCCCCCUUGUUCCUGGCCAAGGCUAACUUUAAGCUCAAUUUGCUCAUCACAAACGUCUUGCCCAACAUCUCUGUCCCAUGUACCACAGAGCUAGUCUUUAGUCUAACCAAAAAUCAAAUACUUAACGCGCUUAUGCCACGAUGCGUGCGGAACUUCCACUUCGGCCUUAUUCCGCAAUUCUUCCUCAUUCAGUCGGUCCUGCUCGUCGAACG
Messenger RNA from Exophiala oligosperma, 2217 nucleotides. RefSeq lists its product as uncharacterized. Lineage: Eukaryota; Fungi; Ascomycota; Eurotiomycetes; Chaetothyriales; Herpotrichiellaceae. Bases 1 to 2031 code for a protein of 676 amino acids. Gene Ontology annotation, molecular function: DNA binding; zinc ion binding. Gene Ontology annotation, biological process: DNA-templated transcription. The transcript has 4 exons. The record is from RefSeq and is a predicted model, not a curated record.